CAGUUGCAGUUAUCAGUAGAUUCUGAUAAAACCUGUCCAGAAUCUAACCAACUCUCAAGAUGUUAGGGUGGCUACUUCUGGGACUCCUUUUUGGCUUAGGGGCCGCGGCGAAUAGGAAGGAUUUCACUGGGUACAAAGUUAUUCGAGUGCCCAUUGCAAAUGAGGAGCAAGCCAAGAUCCUUCAAGAUCUUUCCCGUCUUGAGGUUGAUUUUUGGACACUGCCAACCACAACAACACCAGCAGAGCUUCUCACCCCUCCCGGGGUCUUCAAGAAUGUCUCUGGUAUUCUGCAAACAUUGAAAUUACCAUUCACGGUCGAAAUUGACAACCUUGAAGAGUCUAUUGUUGAGGAAAGAGAGGCAAAUAAUUACGCCAAGCGGCAGCAUACCUCCUUCUUCCGAUCCGGGGCUGGCGACUUUGAAGGGAUCCAUUCUUAUUACGGAACAUUUGAACAGAUUCAAGAUUGGUUGAGACGGGUGGCAAGUACGUACAGCUCGAUUGCCAGUCUGGAGUCGAUAGGUCGAACUCACGAAGGCAGAGACCUCACCGUUCUAAAGCUUAGCAACGGCGGCAGCAACAAGCGUGUGAUAUGGAUAGAUGGAGGUAUUCACGCCAGGGAAUGGAUCGCCCCCUCAACCACACUCUACACCGCCUGGAAGCUCAUAUCAGGCUACCAGUCCGGUGAGACGCGAGCCUUCCUUGACAAGUUUGAUUGGUACUUCCUCCCGGUAGUAAACCCUGAUGGCUACGUCCACACUCAUGACAUGAAUCGAAUGUGGCGAAAGAACCGACGUCCUAAUAACCACCGCGACUGCUAUGGUGUGGAUCCGAAUAGGAACUUUGGCUUUCACUGGGCAGAGCGAGGGACCAUGAGUAGCAGUGACCCAUGUUCAGAGAUCUACCACGGACCCUACGCCGCGUCUGAGUACGAACCCUACUUCAUGCAACAGGCGCUUCAAAAGUUUAAAGGCCGCCUUCAGGUUUACCUAUCCUUCCACUGCUACGCCCAGAUGUGGUUUGUCCCCUAUGGUUAUACUUGGCAAGCUGCACCAGACCACGACGAAUCGCUGCGAGUAGCAAACCUGGCCAGAGAUGCCGUCUAUGCUGUCAACAAAAAGUGGUACCAAACAGGAACACCGUCUGAGCUAAUGUAUGCAGCCGGGGGUGGUUCUUACGACUACGCGAAGGGUGUGGUCGGCGCCAAGUACGCCUUUACCAUUGAGUUAAGGCCUACUCAACAGGAGUCCAGGAACGGGUUUAUACUGCAUCCGAGUUACAUCCGACCAACUGGGGACGAGAUAUGGGCUGGAGUUAGGAAGAUGGUGGAAGUCAUGCGGCUAAUUUAUUAACGAAAUGGAAAAAAAAAAUUAAUAGAUGCUGUAAAAUUGGUGUUUUUUCAGUUUAUUGGGAAACAUAAUCCACAAAAAAACCUUCACAAUUAAACAAUAUUUAAACUUUUUCCCGGAUGUCCGAAUGCAUGUGUAUGUUGAGAAAGCCCCCUGCAAUAUAUAUAUACCGGUACGGGGUCCAAGCAAGUAAAACUUGAAAUAUACAGUGUUGCUGAGCUUCUCAAUACAAUCUCCUUGUGGAUGA
Molecule: messenger RNA, 1593 nt
Organism: Lineus longissimus
Lineage: Eukaryota; Metazoa; Nemertea; Pilidiophora; Heteronemertea; Lineidae
Product: carboxypeptidase B-like
Exons: 10
Coding region: 60-1349 (429 amino acids)
Biological process (GO): proteolysis
Molecular function (GO): metallocarboxypeptidase activity; zinc ion binding
Source: RefSeq, a predicted model, not a curated record